UAUGUCCUUUCGCUGAAGAUAUUCUUAAGAGAACUCAUCAACUCAAUCUCCCUAGCGACUUACGUUCGGUUCCUCAAAGCCUACCCUUACUAUGCGACUGCUUAGCACUGGCCCUGGCGGAAGCUUCAGCCUGCACUGCUUCACCAGCAACAUUCCUAGCUAUGCAAUCCUUUCGCACACCUGGGAGGCGGAUGACCAGGAGGUUACAUUCCAAGAUAUUAUGAAUGCCGCGGGAACCAGCAAGACAGGCUAUAGAAAGAUCGAGUUUUGUAAGGAGCAAGCAGAGAAAAACGGACUUCAGUAUUUCUGGGUGGACAGCUGCUGCAUCGACAAGUCAAGUAGCGCCGAGCUCACAGAAGCUAUCAACUCGAUGUUUCGCUGGUACCAGGAUGCAGCAAAAUGCUAUGUAUAUCUCUCAGACGUUUCAACAGGAAAGCACACCCGAUCUUCUAAGCUCCUAUGGGAACCGGCGUUUAGACAGGGUCGAUGGUUCACCAGAGGUUGGACACUACAGGAGCUUCUUGCUCCGCGAUCAGUCGAGUUCUUCUCCCGAGAUGGCAAGCGACUUGGUAACAAAGACUCGUUAGAACAGCAAAUUCAUAAGAUCACUGGGAUUGCAAUUGACGCACUUCGAGGACAUCUUUCUCAAUUCAGCGACGAGGAGCGAAUGGCAUGGGCAGAAAAGCGAGAGACCACGAAAGAAGAGGAUCAAGCAUAUUGCCUCAUGGGAAUCUUCGACGUCUCCCUACCAGUCAUAUAUGGCGAGGGGAAAAGAAAAGCACUCCAGCGGCUUCGAGAAGCGAUCGAUAAGCGUUCAGGCGAUACGCAAGUGGAAUGGAACAACAAGGAACGGGACUGUAUGCAAGCCCUGCGUACUUCGGCUUCCGACUACGAGCAGUUCAAGGAGAGGAACUCUAGCCGACUUAGAGAUACCUGUCAGUGGGUUCUCCAUCAUAAAAAUUUCCGAAACUGGAAAGACAGCAGCUCCUCAAGUCUUCUUUGGAUAUCUGCGGAUCCUGGAUGCGGAAAAUCGGUUUUUUCUAAAUCUCUUGUCGACGAAGACUUGAAAAAUAUGGACGCUCGCACAACUUACUACUUCUUCUUCAAAGAUGACGACGACGUACAGAAAAGUGCAGUUACAGCUCUUGCGGCACUACUCCACCAGCUCUUUCGGCGGAAACCAACACUUAUUAAACAUGCUAUUUCGGAUUUCGCCGCUAAUGGACAUCAACUUUCUCAAUCAUUUCAUACACUCUGGGGGAUUUUAAUAAAGACGGUGGCUGAUCGGAAUGCCGGGGAAGUCUUUUGCGUCUUGGAUGCCCUCGACGAAUGCACAAAAGCAGGGCAGUAUCAGAUUAUUAACGCUCUCAGUUCAUUCUAUCAGCAAGCAAGCUCCGGAAACGAUUCAUCUCGACUCAAAAUAUGUAUCACUAGUCGUCCUUACCCAGACAUCGAACGGCGCUUCACCGAUCUUACUUCUAACUUUCCUACGAUUCGGCUACACGGCGAGCAAGAGUCAGAUGAAAUCAGUCGUGAGAUCGACCUAGUCAUCAAAUGGAGAGUAUCCCAACUCGGAUCUGAGCUUAAGCUUAAUAAUUUAGAACAGUCAAAUCUCGAAAUAGAACUGUUAAGAAUGAGCCACCGAACAUACCUCUGGGUAACGCUCAUUUUCGAUAUCAUUCGUAAAAUGAUUCGACCGACAAGUCGGAAACUGAAGGCAGUUAUUAGUAACCUUCCGUCUACAGUUGAUGAAGCAUACGAAGCGAUUCUUACAAAAAUCGAGGAAGAUGAUCGACCACAAGCGCGGAAAUUGCUCUAUAUCGUUGUUGGAGCAACCAGGCCUCUUACACUGAAGGAAAUGAACAUCGCUCUAGCUAUAGAAGACCGUCAUCGCUCCUACGACGACCUUAAGCCUGACCUUGACGAUAAAGCGAGGUUUGAGGCGUCGGUGACACACCUCUGCGGGCUCUUUGUGACUGUAGUGGAUCGAACGGUCUAUCUAAUCCAUCAGACCGCAAAAGAAUUCCUUCUCGCGAAGAGCGAGGCCGCUGCUAUUGGAUGGAAACAUUCUCUUCAUGCCUUACAUAUCUUUCAUUUACUGAAUUUGAUGGAGCGACAGAUCAGAUCUCUGCAGCAGUCAAACACGACUACUUAG
Molecule: messenger RNA, 2155 nt
Organism: Eremomyces bilateralis CBS 781.70
Lineage: Eukaryota; Fungi; Ascomycota; Dothideomycetes; Eremomycetales; Eremomycetaceae
Product: HET-domain-containing protein
Exons: 3
Coding region: 92-2155 (687 amino acids)
Source: RefSeq, a predicted model, not a curated record